ACGUAAAGUUUGUGCAGCUCAAAGUGACGCAAAAAUUCUUAAAGAGCUCUUUGGCGGCGGAUAUCUAGAGAUCAGACCAUGUGAGGGAACGCGAGUACAAAUACGGCCGCGCGGGCGCCAGCUGCGGCACAAGCAGCGGCCGCCCCAGGGCCUCGAGGGCGCGAGGGUCGCCCCGCCGCGCAGAGCCCGGGCCAGCCUCCCCACCGACGGCCGGCAGAGCUCUCAAUCCCAUUGAUAUAAAGCUCGGAGGACAUCCAAAGACCUGAACACCAAGGACCCAGUUCAGGUCCUUGGCAGAGGGGCAUCAGUACAUUCUACUAGACGGCAGGAUGGAGACCACACCCUUAAAUUCCCAGAAGGGGCUGUCAGCAUGUAAGGAUGGAGAAGAUUGUCAGGAAAACGGCAUUCUGCAGAAGCGUGUCCCUGCCCCUGGGGAUAAGGCAGGGUCCAGCCAAAUCUCCAAUGGGUACUCAGCAGUCCCGAGCCCUGGUGCAGGAGAUGACACUCAGCGCUCCAUCCCAGCGGCCACCACUACCCUAGUGGCUGAGGUUCAUCAAGGGGAACGGGAGACCUGGGGCAAGAAGGUGGAUUUCCUCCUCUCUGUCAUUGGCUAUGCUGUGGACCUGGGCAACGUCUGGCGCUUUCCCUACAUAUGUUACCAGAAUGGAGGGGGGGCAUUCCUGCUGCCCUACACCAUCAUGGCCGUCUUUGGAGGCAUCCCGCUCUUCUACAUGGAGCUCGCGCUGGGCCAGUACCACCGGAAUGGAUGCAUCUCCAUAUGGAGGAAAAUCUGCCCAAUCUUCAAAGGGAUCGGGUUUGCCAUCUGCGUCAUCGCCUUCUACAUCGCCUCCUACUACAACACCAUCAUGGCCUGGGCACUCUACUACCUCAUCUCCUCCUUCACGGGCCAGCUGCCCUGGACCACCUGCAGGAACACAUGGAACACAGGCAACUGCACCAACUACUUCUCCGAGGACAAUGUCAGCUGGACGCUCCACUCCACGUCUCCCGCAGAAGAAUUUUACACGCGCCACGUCCUGCAGAUCCACCGGUCCAAGGGACUCCAGGAUCUGGGGGGCAUCAGCUGGCAGCUUGCCCUCUGCAUCAUGCUCAUCUUCACUGUUAUCUACUUUAGCAUCUGGAAAGGCGUCAAAACAUCUGGCAAGGUGGUGUGGGUGACAGCCACUUUCCCUUACAUCAUCCUUGCGGUCCUGCUGGUGAGGGGAGCCACCCUUCCUGGAGCCUGGAGGGGUGUUCUCUUCUACUUAAAACCCAACUGGCAGAAACUUCUGGAGACAGGGGUGUGGGUGGAUGCUGCUGCACAGAUCUUCUUCUCUCUUGGUCCUGGCUUUGGGGUCCUACUGGCUUUUGCUAGCUACAAUAAAUUCAACAACAACUGUUACCAAGACGCCCUGGUGACCAGUGCGGUGAACUGCUUGACGAGCUUUGUGUCAGGAUUUGUCAUCUUCACGGUACUGGGGUACAUGGCUGAGAUGAGGAACGAAGAUGUAUCUGAGGUGGCCAGGGACGCAGGCCCCAGCCUCCUCUUCAUCACAUACGCAGAAGCCAUAGCCAACAUGCCAGCAUCCACGUUCUUCGCGAUUAUCUUCUUCCUGAUGUUAAUCACACUAGGCUUGGACAGCACGUUUGCAGGCCUGGAGGGGGUGAUCACAGCUGUGCUGGAUGAGUUUCCACACUUCUGGUCCAAGCGCCGAGAGUGGCUUGUGCUCGGUGUGGUUGUUACCUGCUUCUUUGGCUCCCUGACCACCCUGACUUUUGGGGGUGCCUACGUGGUGAAGCUGCUGGAGGAGUACGCCACGGGGCCUGCGGUGCUCACCGUCGUCCUGACAGAAGCGGUUGCUGUGUAUUGGUUCUAUGGUAUCACUCAGUUCUGCAGUGAUGUGAAGGAAAUGCUUGGCUUCAGCCCUGGGUGGUUCUGGAGGAUCUGCUGGGUAGCCAUCAGCCCUCUCUUUCUCCUGUUCAUCAUUUGCAGUUUUUUGAUGAGCCCACCCCAGCUACGCCUUUUCCAAUAUAAUUAUCCUCCCUGGAGUAUCGUCCUGGGUUACUGCAUAGGAACUUCGUCUUUCAUCUGCAUCCCCACAUACAUAACUUAUCGGCUGAUCAUCACUCCAGGGACAUUUAAGGAGCGUAUUAUUAAAAAUAUCACUCCAGAAACACCAACAGAAAUUCCCUAUGGCGACAUCCGCUUGAAUGCUGUGUAAAAGCUUUGGUGAGCAGAACGUGGCUUCCCAGCACCCCUCCAGUUCUGACAAGUCAUACCCCACCUUCUCCCCUCUAAGUGAAUGAGUUUCCAGCUGAGACUGACAAUGGAAGGACCCUCUUUGUAGAGAUGUGGUCCCCAAAGACUAUGAUGCCCAGACUUCCGGCCUCCAGCCGCUUCCUUCUGGGAAAUCUCCUGGCCGUAUUACCACGUUAGACUGUGACACAGCUGCACUGGACUGUUUUGGGUGUGUGAGAGGUGUGUAUGGAGGAUGAAAACCACCACGUAAUCAGUUUGGAUUAAGUUCAGAAUCAAGUCUGUGGGAGUUUCUAUAUUAUUUCUUGUUAUAAUCAUUGGUAUCUGACAUCUGUUUGCUUCUAAAGAUUUUGCUGUUCAUGAAUGCAUAAACCAUGUAGAAGAAAGCAGGGAUGCUGUCUUGCUAGCAUAGAAUUCUAUAGCUGGAAUCUACUAGAACCUUGUAACCCAUGUGCUGCCAUGGAGUCAGGAGAGGAAGAUGUAAGGAACUAAACUGAAAAAUAACGUGUAUGUGUGAGCAUGUGUGUCUGUGUAUACUGUUGUUUCAGUGUAUCCUUAUGUUUAUCCAAAACUUUGGGCACAUGGCAAACUAUCUGAAAUUCCUCUAAUUUUUCUUACAUUAACAAAUUCCACCUACUCAAAUGUGUAUGUAUGUUAUUAUUGGAGGGUAUAAUUACCACAACAUGUUCUGCCACCUUCCCCUUCUCAGUGACAUCUACUUCAGCCCACACCUUCCUCUACAGGCCAGCUUUUAGCAUUUGCUGCACUUCACUGCCAUCUUCCUGUCUCUGUCUGCUGAACACUCAGGAUAAUGUUCCACAGGCAAAUAUGGCCAAUUUCAUCAGUCACUGGGGCUUGGCCAGCAACUACUUGAAGAUGAAUAUGGACAAAUGCAUCUUAAGUAUUUAAGCUAUCUAGUCUAUCUGCUGUAAGCUCUACUUCUAAUAACUGUAUUUGACCAUUCAGGUUACUUUGUUUUGUGAAGAGAGGAUAAAUCCAAUUCUUAUUUAUAAGAUACAUAAAUCUAAACCAGGGUCAUCCUCAAUCAAAAAGCAAUUAGAAAGUCUGGGUUAACCUUCAAUGGAGCUGCCCCAACUGCUUCACCCUUCCUGGCAAUCAAGAUUGUGAGCCCUUCUGAUAAUUUGCAAGAUUGAGUCUAAGUAAAGGUCAGUUAAGUGAAUGACCUUUCAUUCCAUAUUUGAGCUUCAGUGCUUUGUGACUCUCAGAUGCAUAGGGAGAGAAGCAAAUUUUACAGUGUAGUGUGAAAUUUCCUUAUCAAAAUCUUAAAGGAAAUAAAGCCUAGUCAAUGUUAAAAGGACUCAAUCAACUGCUGCCUUGUCUGUAUAAAUCAAAUUUAAUUCUAACAGCCUUAGAGAAGAUCCAUAUAGCAGAGGCCUGAUUUUAUCCAAUUAUAGAUCUUCCUCCAUUGGCUUUCUUACCCCAACAAUCUCUGUCCCUGUCAUCUUCCUGUGUUCCCCCUACAUCCUACAUCUUUCUAUUUCUGAUUCUUUGCUUUUCCCUAUGGGAAGUUUUCCUUACAGAUGUUAGCUACCAAGAAGUUUCCUGAAAUAGUAGAGAAAAGGAGGAGGGGGAUUAAAACAUGUCCCUUACCGACCAACUUCAUUCUCUUCUCUUUAUUCCUUCUUGCUACCUUAUUUCCAUUCUCUGCUUUCUAGCAUGCUGAAAGGAGAGAGGUUAUGUAAGUGGCAGCACAUUCAGCGGUAAAUAGCUUUGCAAAUUUUAACAACUUUAUAAUCAGAUCUGGAUUCCCUCCAUCCCACACACACUUAUGCAUUCUCCAAAUAUGUCAUUUUUUUAAAAGUACUUUUUCAAACAGAAUUAGAGUUUUGCCAAGCCAGAUGUUAAGGGAAUUACAUAGAUUUUGAAAAGUUUUCAAACUUCUCUAGACUUAAAGAAAAAACCCAAAAUCUCUGAUCUGCCCAGUUUGCAUUUACUUGACCCCUAUUUAUCAAUACUACUAUGGAUUUUUUUUAAAAGAAAACUUAAGAGUAGGUAGAUGGACUUUAAGAUAAUCUUUCAAAGACCUUUUGUAUCUAAUGUAGCAUUAGAUAAAAGUCAAAAUAUAAAAUAUAGAAUUGAGUUGUAAAGUUAUUAAAGUACUGAAGUUGUUUUUUUCUGAUUUUAUUAAUAAGAAAUAUCCAAGACAUAGGUAACAAGACAAAGGUAAGGAGGCAAUUGAUUGAGGUCCUUUCCUAUAUUUAUAUGCAAUGAGUCCAAAGAAUUCAUCUCCCUUCCAAAAAACUUACAGCCAAUUUAAAAUUAUGCCAUUCGUUGCAUGGAGUGCAUGUGACUUGUAACCUAAAUUCGUUGCUCUGGCUGUCCCUUCUGGAGAUGGGUACAAAGACCCUGGCAGACCCAAAAUCAAUGUAAUAGCUCCAAAAUUCAAUAAUGACGAUCAAAUUAAAUAAUGAAAUCUCAAGGAAAAAAAGUUAUUCUAUGAGAUGAGUUACUCCCUCACCAUCCUCUUUGUAUUUAACUUGUUAAUUUGGUGUCACCAAUCCCAAAAUUUAAGCUUAUGUAUGAAUUUCCAUUUAACUCAUACACUACACAUGCACCCCUUAAAAGGGAGAUUAUUCUCCUGGGAUUAGAACUGUAGUCUCUCAGAUAACUAGGAAAGAUUGAUCUGAUAUGUUCCAUCUGUUGUAUGACUGGAGUUCAAUGUCAAAGCAAAACUUAAAAUUAUGGAAUACAAUGACUUAACUGUGCUGUUCUUGCAUGUAUCUUACUUAGACAGUGCUUGGCUACCCAGUGGUAUAAUCCUGGCCUGGUUCCUUUCUUAGCAUGUCCCUUUACUCACAAAUCAACAACUGGUUCUUAAAAUAUUAGAAUUAUUCAAAAUGGUUGUCUUUAUUAAAAACAGCAGCAGAGGACAUUUUUCACACUUUUUUUUUUUUGGUCAGGGAGGAGUGGGGAAGAGCAGCAGUAGGUUCCUCAGAGACUAUGAUACAACCUGUCAUCCCCAUAUGUAAUGUAAUAAAAGCAAAAUAGGUCUAUGCUAAGUGGGAAGAAGUUGUAUAUUUUAGUCAUCAUGGAGCUCACACAUCAUUUAAAUUCAAGGAAAGUUACACAAAAGGCUCUAAAAUAGGAAGGUGGGCUUAGAAAGUGCUUGCUUGAGAAUUUUAGAGAGUGAAAUUUAUAAACCCAAAUAUAGAAAAAAGAAACGUCAAGCCAGGGAGCAUUCCCAUAUUGUAGGAAGCUUUUCUGAUUCACUGAAACCAUUCUGGUUUCUAAAUUUUUUCUCCAAUAUCAGAGAUAAGUCAAAGACAUUUAUUAAAAUUUGUGUUUAAAUCCAUGGAAGGAACAUUUCAAAGCUCUGAAUAUUUUUUCUUACCCUCUGUAGUAUCACCUCUUCCCCCUCAUUGCUUCACUUUCUCUAAAUUUUUAUGACAGAACAAUAUAUUAAAGUUCAGGUAACUACAUUAGAAGCAGAGAUAAACCUGACUAAGCCAAUUUCUUCACUCAUCUUGAGGUCUGGGAAUAUCUGAAGGAAGAUAAGCUUAAGUUUUAUUUCCUCUACCUGAAUGAACUGGUUUAGUAGAAAUAACACCCCUAUCGAUUUAUGAUGGCAAAGAUAAAUAUUUUAGAAUGAAAUCUUAAAUAUGUCUCUUAUAGUUUUACAUAAUUGCAAUCUAUUCAGUACUGUUUCUACAUUAGGUGUUUCAAAACAACUCACCUUUUUAAGGGAAGUCUAGCUUUGAAAAUGAUUCACAACAUAUUUCAUUUGGAAUUUCAAUGAUUCACAGUAUACUGCAGGAUAUUUUUCUUACCAACACUUCACAAAUUCCAUGCCAAAGUGCUCCAACACCAACUCAGUUUUUUCCCUCUUUUUUUUCUCUUCCUCUCUCCCCCUUUCCCUCCCUUCUAAAGACCAGCUCUCAAAAAUAGAUUUUCUUCACUGGCCAACAUUGCAUUGGUGGAGCACCUAAUCAGGAGAAAGUUUUAAUGUCGGCUAAAUUAAGAACCUUAUCAUUUAGGAGAGAGGAUAGAUGGUCUCAGUUCUUCAAUUCGAUAAUUGAAAAUCCCAAUUAUAAUAGAUAAUUUAUUUUUAGCAAUUUGUAAACAAACACUGACAGUCCAAACAACAAAUAUCUGGGGAGGAGGAGUAAUCCAAUCUUUAUGCUAAAAUGCCUAAAAACCUUAAGUAAGAGCAUUUGCUAUUUUUUUGAAAAGCUAUUCUGAAAGAUUAUUUUUAUUUAAACUCUAGUAAAGGUGUACCUUAAGAAAACUUGAUAUAUGAAAAUUGAAUAUUUUAAAAGAUAAAAUUAGGGCCUUUAAAUAAAAAUUGGUAGUUAUUUCUCCAAUGGCAUUUAAAAUAUGACUUGACUUACAAACAAUACUUUGGGAUAUUUUGAUUGUGUUGGAUGUAUCAAAGAGGUGCCUCAAAUCCUGGAUUAUGGUUCAUUUAAUUUUAAGUGAUUUUUCUUUUCCCUCAUCUUUGCUUCUUCUUCCACAGUACUUGCAGCUAAGAAUAAAUUUCUUCCACUAUUUCUAUCAAUAGUGGCAAUAUAAA
Molecule: messenger RNA, 6788 nt
Organism: Manis javanica (Malayan pangolin)
Lineage: Eukaryota; Metazoa; Chordata; Mammalia; Pholidota; Manidae
Gene: SLC6A4
Product: solute carrier family 6 member 4
Biological process (GO): serotonin uptake; sodium ion transmembrane transport; amino acid transport
Cellular component (GO): plasma membrane; neuron projection; synapse
Molecular function (GO): serotonin:sodium:chloride symporter activity; serotonin binding
Source: RefSeq, a predicted model, not a curated record